This is a messenger RNA of Manis pentadactyla (Chinese pangolin), 6523 nucleotides long. It is a transcript of the gene RPTOR, whose product is annotated as regulatory associated protein of MTOR complex 1. Gene Ontology annotation, molecular function: protein binding; protein-macromolecule adaptor activity. Lineage: Eukaryota; Metazoa; Chordata; Mammalia; Pholidota; Manidae. The record is from RefSeq and is a predicted model, not a curated record. Gene Ontology annotation, cellular component: TORC1 complex; cytoplasm. The transcript is spliced from 35 exons. Gene Ontology annotation, biological process: cellular response to starvation; regulation of autophagy; cellular response to amino acid stimulus. The coding region runs from base 889 to 4944 and encodes 1351 amino acids.
ACGAACGCUGGAAAGCUGAAUUGUGGUAACCAUGGUAACGGGGAGAGGAAGCGCGACUCUCUUUCGUGGCCUCUGGGGAGGCGCGGCCGGAACGCUUUGAGGAAGUUGGGCCUUUCAGCCACGCCGUAGGUCGCGAGGCAUGCUGGGCCUCGGCAAUAUGGCGUCCUCCUUGAUGUGCUGAUGAGAGGAGUUUCACUGUGGUUUCAAACCAGAGGGCAAAACUGCCCAAACCCAAGAAGUCCACGUUACCCAUUUCCUCCGCGGCUCCGUGUUGCCCGUUUCUCAGGACUCGUUCUCAGGCAGGAGAGAGCUACGGGGCCGAAGGCCAGGGCGGGCCGGGCCGCGCGGACCUGGGGCUGAGGAGCCGGCUGCGGGCGAGCACGAUGGGCCGGUCCUGGCUCCCGUUGCAGCAGCUCUGGCGAGUGCGGGACCCGCAAGGCUGAGAGUAGCCGGAGGAGACCCGAGGCGCUCGGAACCUCUUCCCCGUGGCCGGAGACAGCCCGGUCGGCGAGCCGGCAUCAGGGGCUGGCGGCCUGCCUGUCCUCGGAUCGGCCGCGGCGUCGGAGGCCUGAAGUCUCCCGCGCCCUUGACAGCCCGCGCGCAGCCCCCCGGGCGCUGACGGGCUCAGAGGCGGGCCGCGGCUCAGCAUCUGGGGCCGCCUGUGUCUGUGCGCUCCCGGGCCGCCCCAUUUCCCACCCGCCCUGCCCAGCCCUUCCGACUUCCCGCGCAGAGUUAGAGCCCGGGGGCUCCGCACACUCUCCAUUCAUUUCUCUUCCUACUCCUUCCCUUUCUGUUUCUUAUUUCGCCCAUUCUGGUACACACUAGUUUUUAAGGCUGGAGGUUCUCGAGCGCUUGCUUCCAAGGACUCCCCCACCUCCUCCCCCCGUAAUGGAGUCCGAGAUGCUGCAGUCGCCUCUUCUGGGCCUGGGGGAGGAAGACGAGGCCGACCUUACGGACUGGAACUUGCCUUUGGCUUUUAUGAAAAAGAGGCACUGUGAGAAAAUUGAAGGCUCCAAAUCCUUAGCUCAGAGCUGGAGGAUGAAGGAUCGGAUGAAGACUGUCAGUGUCGCCUUAGUCUUGUGCCUGAAUGUCGGCGUGGACCCUCCAGAUGUGGUGAAGACCACCCCCUGUGCGCGUUUAGAAUGCUGGAUUGAUCCUCUGUCCAUGGGUCCUCAGAAAGCGCUGGAAACCAUCGGUGCAAAUUUACAGAAGCAGUAUGAGAACUGGCAGCCACGGGCCCGGUACAAGCAGAGCCUCGAUCCCACCGUGGACGAGGUGAAGAAGCUUUGCACGUCUCUGCGCCGGAAUGCCAAGGAGGAGCGGGUUCUCUUCCACUACAACGGCCACGGGGUGCCCAGGCCCACGGUGAAUGGGGAGAUCUGGGUCUUCAACAAGAACUACACGCAGUACAUCCCCCUGUCUAUAUAUGACCUGCAGACCUGGAUGGGCAGCCCGUCCAUAUUUGUCUACGACUGCUCCAACGCUGGCCUUAUCGUCAAGUCCUUCAAGCAGUUUGCUCUGCAGAGGGAGCAGGAGCUGGAGGUCGCCGCGAUCAACCCGAACCAUCCCCUCGCCCAGAUGCCUCUGCCCCCGUCCAUGAAGAACUGCAUCCAGCUGGCGGCCUGCGAGGCCAGCGAGCUCCUGCCCAUGAUGCCCGACCUCCCGGCCGACCUGUUCACGGCCUGCCUCACCACCCCCAUCAAAACCGCCCUGCGCUGGUUUUGCAUGCAGAAAUGCGUUAGUCUGGUGCCUGGAGUCACACUGGAUUUGAUAGAAAAGAUUCCUGGCCGGCUGAAUGACAGGAGGACUCCUCUGGGCGAGCUGAACUGGAUCUUCACAGCGAUCACAGACACCAUCGCGUGGAACGUGCUCCCUCGGGAUCUCUUCCAAAAGCUCUUCAGACAGGACCUGCUGGUGGCUAGUCUGUUUCGAAAUUUCCUAUUGGCAGAAAGGAUCAUGAGGUCAUAUAACUGCACGCCUGUCAGCAGCCCACGCCUGCCCCCCACGUACAUGCAUGCAAUGUGGCAGGCCUGGGACCUUGCCGUGGACAUCUGUCUGUCUCAGCUGCCUACGAUCAUCGAGGAAGGCACUGCAUUUCGGCACAGCCCAUUCUUCGCUGAGCAGCUGACUGCCUUCCAGGUGUGGCUCACGAUGGGCGUGGAGAACAGAAACCCCCCUGAACAGCUUCCCAUUGUUCUGCAGGUGCUGUUGAGCCAGGUGCACCGGCUGAGAGCCCUGGAUCUGCUGGGAAGAUUUUUGGACCUGGGCCCCUGGGCGGUGAGCCUGGCCUUGUCUGUGGGAAUUUUCCCCUACGUGCUGAAACUGCUGCAGAGCUCGGCCCGAGAGCUUCGGCCUCUUCUUGUUUUCAUCUGGGCAAAGAUCCUUGCCGUGGACAGUUCGUGCCAAGCUGACCUGGUGAAGGACAAUGGCCACAAGUACUUCCUGUCGGUGUUGGCGGACCCCUACAUGCCGGCCGAGCACAGGACCAUGACGGCGUUCAUCCUCGCUGUGAUCGUCAACGGCUACACCACCGGGCAGGAAGCCUGCCUCCAGGGAAACCUGGUUGCCAUCUGCCUGGAGCAGCUCGACGACCCCCACCCCUUGCUGCGCCAGUGGGUGGCCAUCUGCUUAGGACGGAUCUGGCAGAACUUUGACUCUGCCCGGUGGUGUGGGGUGAGGGACAGUGCCCACGAGAAGCUCUGCAGCCUCCUGUCCGACCCCAUCCCUGAGGUGCGCUGUGCGGCUGUCUUCGCCCUCGGCACGUUUGUGGGCAACUCUGCGGAGAGGACUGACCAUUCGACCACCAUCGACCACAACGUGGCCAUGAUGCUGGCCCAGCUGAUCAGCGAUGGGAGCCCCGUGGUCCGGAAGGAGCUGGUGGUGGCACUGAGUCACCUCGUGGUUCAGUAUGAAAGCAAUUUCUGCACCGUGGCCCUGCAGUUCAUGGAAGAGGAGAAGAACUACCCCUUGCCGUCUCCGGCGACCACAGAGGGCGGGAGCCUGACCCCCGUGCGGGACAGCCCGUGCACCCCCAGACUGCGCUCUGUGAGCUCCUACGGGAACAUCCGGGCCGUCGCCACAGCCAGGAGCUUGAACAAGUCUUUGCAAAAUCUGAGCUUGACUGAAGAAUCUGGCAGCACCGUGGCAUUCUCCCCGGGGAACCUGAGCACCAGCAGCAGUGCCAGCAGUGCCCUGGGCAGCCCGGACCACGAGGAGUACAUCCUGUCCUUUGAGACCAUCGACAAGAUGCGCCGCGUCAGCUCCUACUCGUCACUCAACUCCCUCAUCGGGGUUUCUUUUAAUAGUGUCUACACUCAAAUCUGGAGAGUCUUACUGCAUCUGGCUGCAGACCCCUACCCGGAUGUUUCCGAUCUGGCCAUGAAAGUGCUCAAUGGCAUUGCCUGCAAGGCCACAGUGAACGCCCGGCCCCAGCGCAUCCUCACUGCGUCCUCACUCACGCAGUCGGCGCCCGCCAGCCCCACCAACAAGGGCAUCCACAUUCACCAGGCGGGAGGCUCCCCGCCCACCUGCAGUGCCAGCAGCUCCAGCCUGACCAACGACGUGGCCAAGCAGCCCAUCAGCCGGGACCUGCCUGCUGGCCGGCCUGGCACCACCGGCCCCACGGGAGUGCAGUACACACCCCACUCCCACCAGUUCCCCCGGACGCGCAAGAUGUUUGACAAGGGCCCUGACCAGACCACCGACGAUCCAGAUGAUGCUGCCGGACACAAAAGUUUCAUCUCGGCUGCGGUGCAGACAGGAUUCUGUGACUGGAGUGCCCGAUACUUUGCCCAGCCUGUCAUGAAGAUCCCAGAGGAACAUGACCUGGAGAGUCAGAUCCGCAAGGAGCGGGAAUGGCGGUUCCUGCGCAACAACCGCGUCAGAAGGCAGGCGCAGCAGGUCGUCCAGAGGGGCAUCACAAGGCUGGACGACCAGAUCUUUCUGAACAGGAACCCCGGCGUCCCCUCCGUGGUCAAGUUUCACCCCUUCACGCCGUGUGUGGCCGUGGCGGAUAAAGACAGCAUCUGUUUCUGGGACUGGGAGAAGGGCGAGAAGCUGGAUUACUUCCACAAUGGGAACCCUCGCUACACCAGGGUCACCGCCAUGGAGUAUCUGAACGGCCAGGACCGCUCGCUUCUGCUCACAGCCACAGAUGAUGGCGCCAUCAGGGUCUGGAAGAAUUUUGCUGAUUUGGAGAAGAAUCCAGAAAUGGUGACUGCUUGGCAGGGGCUCUCAGACAUGCUGCCAACAACUCGAGGUCUGGACCGCAGGGUCUCCGUCUGUCUUGACCGCAGUGAGCAGGGAGGAGCCGGGAUGGUGGUGGACUGGGAGCAGGAGACGGGACUCCUCAUGAGCUCGGGGGACGUGCGGAUCGUCCGGAUCUGGGACACAGACCGGGAGAUGAAAGUGCAGGACAUCCCCACGGGUGCUGACAGCUGCGUGACCAGCCUGUCCUGUGACUCGCACCGCUCCCUCAUCGUGGCUGGCCUGGGCGACGGCUCCAUCCGCGUCUACGACAGAAGGAUGGCGCUCAGCGAAUGCCGCGUCAUGACCUACCGGGAGCACACAGCCUGGGUGGUCAAGGCCUACCUCCAGAAGCACCCCGAGGGCCACAUCAUGAGCGUGAGUGUCAAUGGGGAUGUGCGCUUCUUCGACCCUCGCAUGCCCGAGUCUGUGAACGUCCUUCAGAUCGUGAAGGGGCUCACGGCCCUCGACAUCCAUCCCCAGGCCAACCUCAUCGCAUGCGGCUCCAUGAACCAGUUCACGGCCAUCUACAGCGGCAGCGGCGAGCUCGUCAACAGCAUCAAGUACUACGACGGCUUCAUGGGCCAGCGGGUCGGCGCCAUCAGCUGCCUGGCCUUCCACCCACACUGGCCGCACCUGGCCGUGGGGAGCAACGACUACUACAUCUCCGUGUACUCUGUGGAGAAGCGCGUCAGAUAGCGGGCACCCCAGCCCACUGCCACCGUGUACAUAGUGGGCCCGCCCCGCUGCCCAGGGCCCGAGGACGCCCCGCCGUCUGUCUGUCUGCGCUGUCCCGCCCAGGAGCCAGGGCAGGAGCUCCAAGGGUCCCGGGUGUGACAGCUGCUUCUCUGCUGAGACACAGCUUCCGGGCCGGAGGACAUAGUCCCCGUGCCCCUCCCACCCUCUUUUUCUCCUGAGUUCCUUAAAAGGGGGAAACACUCCUUUUAUUUCCCCAGUGAUCCAAGCAUUAGCUCCAUAGAAGCUCCGAGACGGAGCCACUGGGCCACGUGGAGGUGCGGCCAGCUCGUGGGGAAGGAGGCGACUGGGCACCCGUGCCGCCAAACCGCGGCUUGCCCGCCCCCCACGGCGCGACUUUGGAUUCGAGCGUCAGCCCCUCUUACCCCAGAUCCACUACCAGCCAGGGCCUGGGGCUUUGGGCAGGUGAGGCUGGCCUGUGGCUGUCUGGCCACUGCCUGUGGCCGCAGGGCUCACUCUCCACAGGGCUCCUCCGCAGCCCCACAGCCUCCCCCGUUCCCGUACAGUGGAGCGCACACUGGUGUGCCCCACGGCCUCCCCACCUGUGCUUGCACACGCGUCACACGUGUGCCGUGUGGAGAGCAGGUGAGCCCGAGAGCACCUGUGGGUAACCUGGGCCGUGUCCAGCCCUGUGCCCCACACACUGUGCAGCUCAUGUUUGGUUCUCAUCAUGAGCAACACAGGAGAGUUCCUGGUGGUGGCUUUAGCGAUGUUGGGCGUCAGUAUGUGCCAGUGUGCGGCGGGGGUGCCCCAGGAUAGGCUGGCCCCAGGAGGGGCUGCAGAGCAUGCUGAGCCAGCACAGACAGGCCUCUUAGGAAACAAAACACAACCACAAUUAUGAUAUUUUAAAAAGCAUUUUUCAUUUUCCUUGGGAAUCAGGACUAUUCAGGUAACUGAGUGAGCUGCUUACCUGGUUCUCCCGACAACGGGCUGGGCAGAGGGCUGUGGGAGAGUGGACCCCGCGCUGCAGGUGGCACCCCGUCCCAUGCAUGGCCACAGGGGGCGCGGCCUGGCCAACAGGCAGGAAUCUGCAUGGGUAGAUGCACAAGGCGUCCGUGUCCCCAGCCGGUAGGACCCUGGCCCGGAUUCCAGCCCCACCGUUCUGGGUGAGCAGGCUGCCGGGGCCAGGAAGGCCACGGAGAGCCUGGCUCCCCCAGCUGCCUGCCGGCCCCGCACUGCGGGCCAGGCAGACACCAGAAUCUUCCUGAAGCUGAACCCCACCCAGACACUGAGAGCGUCUGACCCACACCCAGCUGACUCGCGGAGUGACUCACUCCACUCUCUAAGCUCAUGUGCGAUUCCGUUUGCUUUGAGACCAGCCCGCAACGAGGCUGUGUCUUCACAGAUCCGAUGCGAAGAUCCAAUCAUGAGGUUGACUGAGGCUCGAGAGAGCACGGCCUAAAGAUUCACUUAUCUCUAUUUAUUUUACAAAAUAAUAAUUGAAAAAGACAAGGCAACACGGGAUUGUGAUGUGAAAGCAGGAACAAUGACAGACAAGCUGUUAAUAAAAUACACAAAUGCG